This is a messenger RNA of Ailuropoda melanoleuca (giant panda), 3981 nucleotides long. Its product is annotated as alcohol dehydrogenase E chain. The transcript has 9 exons. Gene Ontology annotation, molecular function: all-trans-retinol dehydrogenase (NAD+) activity; zinc ion binding. NCBI's taxonomy places the organism in Eukaryota, Metazoa, Chordata, Mammalia, Carnivora, Ursidae. Bases 133 to 1260 code for a protein of 375 amino acids. Gene Ontology annotation, biological process: retinoic acid metabolic process; retinol metabolic process. The record is from RefSeq and is a predicted model, not a curated record. Gene Ontology annotation, cellular component: cytosol.
AAGACCUCAGAUCGUGUGUACAACGGGUUGUUACUCAAGCAAACAAUCUGCGUGGUAGAUGAACUUUAUGUACUCAAGCAGGAAAGAGUGUAAAAAUUCACCAGUCUCCUGGCCUGAAGAGAAAACGGAACCAUGAGCACAGCAGGAAAAGUGAUCAAAUGCAAAGCAGCUGUGCUGUGGGAGCUAAAGAAGCCCUUUUCCAUUGAGGAGGUCGAGGUCGCACCCCCUAAGGCCCAUGAAGUCCGUAUUAAGAUGGUGGCCUCAGGAAUCUGUCGCUCCGAUGAACACGUGGUUAAUGGAACGAUCGUUGCACCUCUCCCUCUGAUCUUGGGCCAUGAGGCAGCCGGCAUUGUGGAAAGCAUUGGAGAAGGGGUGACUACAGUAAAACCAGGUGACAAAGUCAUUCCACUCUUUACUCCCCAGUGUGGAAAAUGCAACGUUUGCAAGCAUCCGCAAGGCAACUUCUGCUUGAAAAAUGAUCUGAGCACACCUCGGGGGAGCAUGCAGGAUGGUACCACCAGGUUCACCUGCAGAGGAAAGCCCAUCCACCAUUUCGUCAGCACCAGCACCUUCUCCCAGUACACGGUGGUGGAUGAGAUUGCAGUGGCCAAGAUAGAUCCAGCUUCCCCACUGGAGAAAGUCUGUCUCAUCGGCUGUGGAUUUUCUACUGGUUAUGGGUCUGCAGUCAACAUUGCUAAGGUCACCCCGGGCUCCACCUGUGCCGUGUUUGGCCUUGGAGGAGUUGGCCUGUCUGUGAUCAUAGGCUGUAAAGCAGCAGGAGCAGCCAGGAUCAUUGGGGUGGACAUCAACAAAGAUAAAUAUGCAAAGGCCAAAGAGGUGGGUGCCACUGAGUGCAUCAGCCCUCAGGACUACAAGGAACCCAUCCAGGAUGUGCUGAAGGAAAUGAGUGGUGGCGGUGUGGAUUUUUCAUUUGAAGUCAUUGGGCGGCUUGACACCAUGGUGGCUGCCUUGUCCUGCUGUCAAGAGUCCUAUGGUGUAAGCGUCAUUGUAGGAGUACCUCCUAAUUCUCAAAAUCUCUCUAUGAACCCCAUGUUGCUACUGACCGGACGUACUUGGAAAGGAGCAAUUUUUGGUGGCUUUAAGAGUAAAGAUUCUGUCCCCAAACUUGUGGCUGAUUUUAUGGCCAAGAAGUUUCCACUGGAUCCAUUAAUAACCCAUGUUUUACCUUUUGAAAAAAUAAAUGAAGGAUUUGACCUGCUUCGCUCUGGAAAGAGCAUCCGCACCAUCCUAACAUUCUGAGACCAUACAAAUGCCUGCACUUGCAGCCGUUUCUGGCUCCUGCCCCUUCUGGAACGAUCAGCCAAACAACAUCACUAAUUCUGUUCUUCAGAAAUGCAAUCAAUUAAUCAUACAUGAGAGCUACCCAAAAGAACAAAAAAUUCAUGUGCAAUCCUUUUUCAAGCCAAUGUGUAAAAUUCAAGUGAGAGCUAGAUGAAGCAUUAGCUGCAUAGUUGAGUCCAGUAGACUUCCCUUCUUAAUCACUCUACUCAUGUUGAAUUAUGGCAUCUUUCCCAUUGCAGAAAGGUAAGGUAUUUCUUUGACUUCUUGAAUUUCUUGUACCUGUGCCGCCCUUAGUCACUGAAACCUAAGGGAGGAGGUCUUCGUUAUACCCGGCCCCCCAACAUAUGCAUGACGAGCUAAUGCACUCGAACUCUUCUAUUCCUAUUUCCACCGUCUAUAUUUCCCUUUUUAUGAAAUGUACCAAAACCCUAAGGGAAACGCUAUCAUCUGGGAAAGGAUACGCUUAGAUUUACAAGUAAAGAAGGUCUAGAACUUCUAUAUGCAGGAAUUUCUUUUUUUUUAAUUGAAGUGUAGCUGACAUACAAUCUUAUAUUCGUUUUAGACGUACGACAUAGUGAUUCAACAUUUACAUACGUUAUGAAGUGAUCACCGCCAUAAGUCUAGCUACCAUCUGGCACCAUACAAAGUUGUUACCAUAUUAUUCACUAUAUUCUAAAUACAAGAAAUUUUUUAGGGAAAUGUCACAUAUUUUUAUAUGACAGAGGGAAGUAUGCUUAUUGCUUUUUAUAAUGUUUCCAGUGAAUAUACAAUUAUUCUUUUAAACAGAAGCAGUUUCAUGCUACAUGUGAUAAAUAUGAGGUUCAGAUAUAAAAUGGAAACAUAUUCAAAAAUCUGUAAUCUUUUUGUGCUUUAUUGGCUAAACAAUCAUUACAAUUUACUGAAAGUGAGUCAUAAAGUAAUUAAAAAGUAAUAUGGUGGCUUGAAGUGUAGGAUCAGACUGAAGCAGCUAUGAACACAGCAUGUAAAAUGGGUAACUAAGAAACGGCACGAACGUCCAAAGCAAUGUAUUUUCUAAGUAAACAUAUAUGCAUAUACAGAUGUGUGCUUUUAAUCUAGAACUUUUAUAAUAUAGUUAUACAUAAUAUAACUUUUAAUAUAGAAUUUAAAUCUAUAAUCCUGGAAUUAAUGUAAUUUUUUGAAUAUGCAAGAGCCUGUGGCGCUCAUUUGUUCACGCUUUCCCGCUCUCAAGGGAAGAUUAGCAUUUUAAGCUUUAUCUCCAAAUGUACAUAAAAAGCUUAUUCUUUUAAGGGGUUUUGUGUCUCUCCAAAAGUGUUAUUUGUUUCUGUGUCUACAAUUUGUUUGAUAUUGUGGAAAGGACUUUAGACUGAGAGCAAGUCACCUACCCCCUACUUAAUGGUGACCUUCAGUAAGUUACUCAACCUCUCUGAGUCCGUUUCAUCCUUUAUUUUAAAGAAUUACUCUAAACACAAGGACCCACAAAACCUUUUUGUUGUUGUUGUUGUUGUUUUAAAGUAUAAAAGAUUGAUUUAGUGCCUUUCCCACUUCUGAUUGUAGAGGUUGUAUGGUACCAGUACUGACAGGUCACACAGGUACAAAGGACUCUAGCGUAUGACAAUAGGAAAGGUUUAUCCCAAUUCUGCAGAACAGCUUUUGAAAAGAUACUGCGGGGGCCUCAAAGCAGCAUGCUUCAGACCGAGAUUCUCCAUAGGUUGAAAUGCCAAAAACUUGACACCUGUGUGUUGACUCACAUACUUCAGUCCAUUGUCACAGAGCUUUUCCUAUUAAGACCAAUGAUCGAGUCCUGCACACCCACCUCGUCCAGCUGCGCCACACUCACCGGGUGAUUCUGGGUUCCCUGUGGGCCGGGGCAGGGCAGAUAACACCUGUCGCCACCCCAACCUGACAGACAGUUCACAGUCUCAGACCAACCCUUCAGUCACAAUGAUGGUGGAAGGAGAAAUGGGGGAUCGCUUUUUCACCAGUGUAGAAAUGGGGAGGGGAAAGUGGCUUGCAAACAAAAUGUGAAUCAGUGUGACAAAAUGACGCCUGUGUCAGCUGGGCUUUCGGUGACCCCCAAACCAGCAGCUCUUAACAGUCAGCACCGUUCACCCAGACACGCCGAGCUUUCAGGCCUGUCCAGCAGACAGCCUGUCCAUGGAACUUCUGUGUGCCUGUCCCCGACUGUCUGUGCAUUGGCAAUGCGUUGGGAGAUGACGUACAUCUGAUAUGUUCCCGUGAAAUAAAUUGCCAGCAAAGUUUCUAACUUUUUAACUAUUGAAAAGGAGAUUAAAAACUUGUGCUUAAGUCAUGCCCACAUUAUGGAAUGUGUUUAUUUUUAGAAAUCACUCCUUACCUUGAAAAUUUUCAAAGAAAAAACUGAGGUACUGGUUAAGUCCCCAUGUAAAUGUGUUCUCUUCUCCCCAUGCUGCCAGUAAGCCAGAUCAAAAGCCAUUAGAAAAAAAAAAAUGUGCUCAAGAAUGUGUGUAGACAAGAAAGUGAUUUAUUUACAGAACAAAGUCUUUGCUUCAUGAAACUACCAAACUUUUUCAUUCUACACCUGAAACUUGUAUUACAUUGUAUGUUAACUAGCUGAAAUUUAAAUUAAAAAUUGGGGGGAAAAGUCACUCUUUUUCUUUGUGGUGGAAUUCGGGGAUUAUAAAAAGAAAAAUAAAGGUUUUGUUGCAUUUUUGAUGCUGA